AUGCCCUGCGGCCGGGUGAAAGGCUGGCCGCGGGGGGACGCGGCCGCUCAGUUACGUCAAGACGCCUCGUAUAUAAGCCACCGGCCGACGACUCACAGGCAGAACAGUGCUUCAUCGUCCACAAUAGCAGUUGGAGCAGCAGUAGCAGCAGCAACCAUGUACAAGAGCUUCCGAGAAGCUGCAGGGUGGCGCUGCGCCGACGCCGCGGGCGGGCCGACGCUGCAGGUGCAGGCGCAGGCGCAGUCGGACGAGGAGAGCGCAAGUGAAGAAGGACACAUGGGAUGGAGGUGA
Gryllus bimaculatus (two-spotted cricket) is the source of this 291-nucleotide messenger RNA. NCBI's taxonomy places the organism in Eukaryota, Metazoa, Arthropoda, Insecta, Orthoptera, Gryllidae. The record is from the annotation of a GenBank genome assembly.